Messenger RNA from Tigriopus californicus, 2557 nucleotides. It is a transcript of the gene Bulli, whose product is annotated as regulator of MON1-CCZ1 complex-like. Gene Ontology annotation, cellular component: Mon1-Ccz1 complex; lysosomal membrane; late endosome membrane. Lineage: Eukaryota; Metazoa; Arthropoda; Copepoda; Harpacticoida; Harpacticidae. Gene Ontology annotation, biological process: regulation of autophagy. Gene Ontology annotation, molecular function: protein binding. The record is from RefSeq and is a predicted model, not a curated record.
CGAGGUAGUGAAAUACUGGAGUGUGGUUGAAAUAGCUACCCUGAAAGCAUUUCCAUUGGCGGAGAGCCGGAAGAAAAGGGACGCUAUGGGAACACUGACAAAAAUCAUCCGGGCAGGUGCACUGUAAAUUUUUGUUUCAGGUUUUUUAACUUGCCUUUAUUGAAGGCAUUCCUAUUUCACUUCAAAUAGCAAUCUGAUAUCAAAUCUGAUGAUUGGAUCCAUAUGAAAAGCUUUCCGUCCAUUCAUUUCUUUAUUACAUGUUCGAUAUUUUCCUCGUAUCAAAGUGAGGGUAGCGGAUGUGCCAUAUGAUCAAGAUACAGACUUGACUCUGUUCAAACACAAAUCUUGAAAAUUUAACAGAGCCAUGUGACAACGUCAAGGUCAUUUUCAUACAUUCAUCCAUUGAGCUACUUUUUUAGGUCAAAAGCCUUUUUUUAAUUUGGCCACAAGAAUUUAAACUAUUUUUGAAUGGCAGUUCACGGCAGCCCUGAUUGAAGGCAAACCAUAACAAAAAGAAGAAACGAACACUCGCCAAACUCCUACCUUCCUUCAUUGCCUCGAAAUAGACCUCCAAGGGUUCAUCCUUGAUUGCCUCCCUCGUUCCUGGUAUUUCCAAUAGAAGCAUGAGCCUGUGUCUACCUUUAAGAGAGCCCGUGGCCUUUGAACCCGUCGGCAAAGUCACCACGGUCUUCUACGAUGAUCGCAAUCACCAGAUCUUUUCGGUCCGUUCCGGAGGAGUGUGUGGGAUCGUGGUCAAGGGCUUUCAAGAGGAGGACCACGCUACCUUCCGAUUGGAGAGUCAGAGCCCCAUUACAACUAUACAAAUCUCGCCUGAUGCGCGAGUUUUAGCUUUGCAGCCUUCCAAGAGCGAAGUGCGAUUCUACAGCAUUCAGGAAAUGGGACCCAAUGGCCAAUUGGAUGGUCGCUAUUUCGCUCAAUCCUCGAGAGCGAAAACCGGGGCCAUGAUUUUGGGAUUUGUUUGGCUGAGCCCUUCCGAGAUCGUGUAUUUCACGAGCCAAGGCGUGGAAAUGUUCUCGGUGUUAUUGGAUCGGCGGUUGCUCAAAAGUUUGCGGUCUCACGUUCAAACCUUGUCUUGGUACGUGUUUUGUCCGCGAUCAUCACUGGCAGUGGCAGCAUCGCAAACCUUGACCAAUUGGGUACAGCCGUUCUAUUUUAAGAACGGUUGCAUCUAUAAAUUGCCCAAGAUUGAAUACGACGGUGGCACUCUACAAUUGAAGGAGCGAGACGUGUCCAUCUUGAACCUGUACGAUCAAACUUACAUUGGGGUGGUCGUUCACAAAGAGGAUUCGCCCGUGGAACUCCAUUUGUAUGCUGUGACCAAAGAGUUCACGCAAGUGAAUAAAACAAAAAUUCUAGAGAUGCCUGUGCGUGGCCAGAUAUCGCUGAACGUAGUCGAUGAUCUAGUGAUCAUCCAUCAUCAGGCCUCGCUGAUAUCUUAUUGCUUUGACGUGUCCCUAAGUGGAAGCUUCGAUGGCACCGCCACUCAUUAUAGCCCGAUCUGCUCGGGUCAAGUGUCCUUGGAGAGUGAUGAGCUCUUCGAGAUGUAUUCGCCCCACUGGGUCAUUUUUCGGCCCGACGUGAUCGUGGAUGCCAAAGUUGGACGAAUGUGGAAACUGCACGUGGCAAUCAAUACGAGUAUCGUGGCCGAAAUUCAAGAAUUGCCCAGUGUAGCCUCAUUUCUUUUGAACCGGAGCAAUGCCAAGCAGGUUCUUUUGGAUGUGCUCCUACAGCAAAUUCCUGAGACGAAGCUCUCCACCCUCCGCAGUGCCUUUGACAUGAUCAACGAAGAUUACUCUCACUACCUCACACGACAAGCUCAACCUUCAAUAGCUUUAUCGGUUCAUACAUUUACCACUUCAAGUUCGACCAGUUCCUUGUUCAAGUUGAGCAACCCGGAAAAGGUUCCCUCAAAAGUGGUUCUAGAGCAAACCGAUUUCUACACCAAUCUUUUCUCACCUUUAAGAGAAGACGUGUUCUGCUACGACAUUGAGAAUUGCGAAGAUGAGGAGGCUCUUCACCAAGAGCAGAGCCGACGGCGGAAGCGAUUGAUCGGCGUGCUCACCGAAUACACAUCCAGUUUGAUGCAGGUCAACAUUUUACCUGAAUACUUUCUGGACGAGCUGAUCAUCAACCUAUAUGUCCAAGGGCAGCAAUGGUAUCAAAUCCAGCAGCUCUUGCAAUAUCAGGUGAUUUCAGAUUCCAAACCCAUGGCCUGUUUGUUGCUUUCAUUGGAAAAGGUAUUCCCAGCUUCUUACCAAUUGGCCAUGGAUAUGCUCCAUCGUUUGACGAAUUCGAAUGAGGAGAUAUGCGAAAUCUUGCUCUCAAAGGGUAGAGUGACGUCAGCCUUGCUCUUCGCCCACUCCAAAGGCUUGGACCACGUUCCAGCCAGAAAGUUCUUGGAAGCCUCUCUUGAAUCUGAAACUGAUCAAGAUUUUUACAACGUGUAUGAUUUUUAUAACCGCAAGGAUCUUAUCCGACCUAAUCUGAAGAAAUUCACAGAACUGUAUGAGCGAAAGUGGCGAAGAAGAGGCUUUGG